ACACUGCUCAGUCUGCAGCUCUUUCAGCUCUCGCAGCAUCAGCAGCAGCAACACUGAUUACCGCGGGAACUGUGGCAAGUUGCCCCUUUCCACUGGCAGUCCACCCUCCACCCACACGAACCCCGGAAGAUCAAAACUUUAGACGUCCACCGUGGCUGAACAUGAUGGGAUUGCUUGCUUUAAUCAGCUUGAAAGCAGAUGGAAUGACGGCGGCGUGCGGCGAUACAGAGUCGUAAAACCUCGCAGGCAAAAAAGCAAGCAAGAUGCAUUAGCACCAACGGGUCUCUUGUAAAGAACACAUCGAUUGAUCAUGUGACUUAUGCUGACUCUAGGGGCUCAUCUUAUACGCUGCUUCAUUUUAUCUUUGUUUCUAAAUUAAAAUGAAACUCAUUGAUCAAUUAAAGCAGGAUCUAACGUUAGCUUCUUCUUUAUUAAUCCCAAAACUCUAAUUCUUUAGCUUUCUGGCCUGCAAUUACUUCCUCCAAGCUAAUCUGACUGACUAACCAGACCAGAUGUCUUUUGCUCAGUUUCUGUUGUGCACCCUAAAUCCCUAUUUUCUAUUAAACAUUUUGACCUCAUUCGUUAGCCAUAAUCCUAACAGACAUUCUUGUACCCAUCGAAUCUUCAGCCAGUCAUAUCUGACCCCAAAGAUCACCAUGUACUUGAUGCAAACUGAAGAUACUGUAACAAGAAGCUGAAUGACAUGCUAGUUCAAUUUACAUGCUAAAAGACAAGCUAAAAGACAUGCUAGUUCACACGUUGAAAGCAAAUCAGCUAAUCCUUAAAACGUUCUAGCACAAAAUCUAGACUAAUCUCAUCUACCUUAGAUGCAAGAUGAAUUAUCUGAGGAAGGCAACGAUGAAGCCUGAAACUACCCACAUCAUCCUUAAGAAAUCCUGUGACACCUUUUAAAUAUUUAUAACAAAAUUUAAAAUGCUAGUUUAGUUUCAUUUCUAAUACGAAUGUAUCCACUACGACUAUUGGGCAAAAAUCAACAAAUAACCAAAAAAAAAAGAUUUUAAAAGUUUUAGCUACAACCAGAGCAAUGCUUAACCGAAACAUCACCAAGAAUUCCAGAGACUUGAUUCACCUCAACAUUGCUGACUGAUCUGUAAUGCUAAUUCGCUAAUCCCUCACCUGCCAGCAUGCCUCAUCUCAACAUUACUGCUGUUUUAUCAAACCUGACCCACAAACCAGAAUCGGGGAACCUGUAUCGGCCAUUCUCCGUAUUCAGUGUCCUCACGCUCACACUUCUAGCCAUGCUUGUAGUGGCUACGUUCAUUUGGAACCUUCUCGUUUUGGUGACCAUUUUAAGAGUCCGAACUUUCCACCGUGUCCCUCACAACCUGGUGGCCUCGAUGGCCAUCUCAGAUGUGAUGGUUGCCGGUCUUGUGAUGCCGCUGAGCCUCGUCCGGGAACUUUACGGCCGCCGGUGGAUCCUCGGAAAGGCGCUUUGCCAAGUCUGGAUUUCUUGUGACGUUUUGUGCUGCACGGCCAGCAUCUGGAACGUGACCGCCAUUGCGCUUGAUCGCUAUUGGUCCAUCACACGCCACCUUGAGUAUACACUCAAGACGCGGAAAAGGAUCUCCAACGUGAUGAUCGGACUCACAUGGCUGCUCUCGUCUGUCAUAUCCCUGUCGCCACUCUUCGGUUGGGGGGAAACGUAUUCCGAGGAGGAUCUGUCGUGUCAAGUGAGCCAGGAACCGUCGUAUACCGUCUUCUCUACCUUUGGUGCUUUUUAUUUGCCCCUCUGCGUUGUGCUGUUUGUGUACUGGAAGAUCUACAAGGCUGCGAAGUUUCGCAUCGGCUCCCGCAAGACCAACACCAUCAUGCCAAUGGCGGAGAUUAUUGAGGUGAAGGAGGCUGUGGAACAGCCUCAGAUGGCGUUCAGCGUUCGUCACGCAGCUGUGUCGUUCCAACCUGAUGGUGAGACAUGGCGCGAGCAGAAGGAACGUCGCGCUGCAUUAAUGGUAGGAAUCCUAAUCGGAGUCUUCGUGCUCUGUUGGAUCCCAUUCUUUUUGGCCGAACUCAUCAUCCCACUGUGCUCCUGCGACAUCCCGCCCGUCUGGAAGAGCGUCUUCCUCUGGCUCGGAUACUCCAACUCGUUCUUCAACCCACUCAUCUACACAGCCUUCAACAAGAACUACAACAGCGCCUUCAGGAACCUUUUUAGCAGGCAGCGCUGACAAAUAACCCACAAGCACUAGCCAGCAUCAUGCUAACUGGCAACAUUGCAUGGAUAAAGGAUAUCAUUUCGUUAAGUUCAUCUAUAUGAACCACAAAAGUAAUGAAAGCAAAUGACUAACGAUUAGCCUUGUGCUAACUGCCAAAAUCUUUUACUGCACUGCUUUGCUAAUGAAUACUGUUUGUAUGUUGUUAACAAGAACUAUAACAGCACUUUCAGGUACAGCAAGUAAUGCUGACAAAUCUAACCAUAAGUUAGCAUCAUACUAACUGGACAAAGUCAUCAUACUUGGCACUGGUUGCUAAAUAAUACAAUGUCUACAUCUUCAUUUACACGAGCCGAAGGAGCUCCUUCAGCUGGAAAUGAAUUACAGCUAAUUGGCCUCAUGCAAGCUGGAUGAGUAAUAAACUCAUUAUACAUUGCAUCGGAUGGAUGAAUAAUGCUAAUUAAUCUUCCCAAAACUGUUUAUCCAUACAGCAUCUUCAGGGCCCUCUUUCAAAGGUGGACACGUAACAGCAGCUAAGAACUAACAAUUAGCAUCCUGCUAAUUGCCACAGCAUAAUACAUUUUGAACAUUAACGAGAAGAACUGCAUCUUUAGGAAUCUCCAGCAACAAGUGGAUUAUGUGUUAAAAGCAAAUUAUACCAUUUGUGUAGCAUCAUGCUAACUGGUAGCUAAACAGUUUGUUACGACAGCAAUCCUACACAGAAAAAUCAGGAAACUUUUUUUGCGAAAUAAAACUAACUGAAUAACAAAUCAGCAGUGAACAUCAUGCUAAUUUACUUGUUUACAAAACAACAUGUGUAAAGUUAAUAAAGUGAUCCACACAGCAACAAGUCACAGAACUGAAUAAACAUCAGGUGUUAGCAUGAUGCUAACUGAAAACAUUGUCAUUUUCAAACAUUUCUCUUUCUUUCCUUCAGAGAUGGUUAUGUUCUUCCUCAUCUUAUGGCUCUCAGCUCAGUGAAGGUUUUUUUUGUUUGUUUUCUAUUGAUAGUUUGGAUUUAGUUUCAGGUUCUGCUGUGUGAAGAAGAGAGCCGUUAAACACAGCGAGUGACGUUCAAAGUGCUGAUGAGGAAGUGAGAUGCUGAGCUGAGCUGAGAGUAAAAAUAAAACUCAAUGUGCACUGUGUCAUCAUCAUCAGCUACUUACCGAG
Molecule: messenger RNA, 3341 nt
Organism: Tachysurus fulvidraco (yellow catfish)
Lineage: Eukaryota; Metazoa; Chordata; Actinopteri; Siluriformes; Bagridae
Gene: htr5ab
Product: 5-hydroxytryptamine (serotonin) receptor 5A, genome duplicate b
Exons: 3
Coding region: 1146-2186 (346 amino acids)
Biological process (GO): chemical synaptic transmission; G protein-coupled receptor signaling pathway, coupled to cyclic nucleotide second messenger
Cellular component (GO): plasma membrane; dendrite
Molecular function (GO): G protein-coupled serotonin receptor activity; neurotransmitter receptor activity
Source: RefSeq, a predicted model, not a curated record